AUGUUCAGAUUAUUAGGCCGUUUGGCCGUGAGUGCGGCGAGGCCUCGUCUUCCAUUGGCCGGACUGAACCGUAGAAUGCACUAUAUCAGCAAUUACAAUCUCAGCCAGCCGUCGAUACUUCCCAUAACACUACUUAAGCCAGUGAUACCAAUCGAGAACGAAACAUCUCGCGAGGAGAUGUUCACAGAUAGCGUUAUGCGCAAGAGAAGGCUCAAGAUGAAGAAGCACAAGUUGCGCAAGAGAAGAAAGAGACAAAAGGCUGAGACGAGGAAACAAUCUCGGGGCAAAUGA
Molecule: messenger RNA, 291 nt
Organism: Lachancea dasiensis
Lineage: Eukaryota; Fungi; Ascomycota; Saccharomycetes; Saccharomycetales; Saccharomycetaceae
Source: the annotation of a GenBank genome assembly